Molecule: messenger RNA, 2748 nt
Organism: Prosopis cineraria
Lineage: Eukaryota; Viridiplantae; Streptophyta; Magnoliopsida; Fabales; Fabaceae
Product: kinesin-like protein KIN-14C
Exons: 16
Coding region: 141-2507 (788 amino acids)
Biological process (GO): microtubule-based movement
Molecular function (GO): microtubule binding; ATP binding; microtubule motor activity
Source: RefSeq, a predicted model, not a curated record
AAGAUUCACGCGGCUAUUUUCUCCCAUCGUUUCCGUCCUGUUCACUACCCGGUAUUCCUUAACGAUUCAAGUCAGGUCCGAACUGAACCUUCAUUCCCCCCUACUUCAGAUCUAAAUCACACCCGAUUCAAGCUAUAGAUAUGGCUUCUAGGAACCAGAAGAGGCCUCCGCGUAGCCCCCCGAAUACAAUCCCCUUGGCCAGGCGUCGGCAGGUUGGAGCAGAAUGGGUGGGUCGCCAGGGGACCACUGGCCGAAGCAGGCAGCCUCUUGCUUUAGUGAACAAAGGGCCAGGUGUUAAUAAAGCAGAUGAUGUUGCAAGUGCCGAGGGCUCAGAAUGCGGCUUUGUUGAGUUCACCAAAGAGGAUGUGGAGGCGCUGUUGACUGAGAAGAUGAAAACUGGAAAUCCCUUUGAUAACAAGGGAAAAAUAGACCAGAUGGGGAAGCUUAUCAGGCGGCUUAAACUUUGUGUAAAAUAUUUUGAGAAACGUGAAGAAAGCAACAAUGAAGAAAAGGAAAAGCUUCAGUCUGCACUUGAAUCUGCCGAAAAGAAGUGCACCGAUACUGAGACUGAAAUGAAAAAGAAGAAUGAGGAAUUAAGUGACACAAUAUCAGAUUUAAGGCAGACAAUUUCUUCCUUGGAAGAGCGAAUUGUGAAGGAAGAAUCCUUGAAGUUGGAAGCUAUUGAUUUUCUUAGAGUAGAAAAAGAAGCCAGAAGUGCUGCUGAGGAGAUGCAAGUUUUGCUUUCAACUAAGCUUGAGAAAGUUGAGGAAGAGAAGUUAGCUGAGGAGCUAAAGGCCAAGCAGACCCUAGACUAUAAUAUCAAUCUGCAAGAUUACAAUAAAGAUAUCCAUUCACAACUUGAAUCAACUAAUCGGGUAAUUAAAGAUCUGGAAUCGCACAAAGCAGCCCUGAUUGCGACUCUUAGCGAUGUGAGAGGUCUCAAUAAGGCUCUGCAGGUUCGGCUGGAAACUGCUCGAGUUUCAGAAGAAAAAGCUACAAAACUAAACGAUGUGCUGAUACACAAGCUCGAUGAUCUCCGUGUAGAAUUAAAGCAACUUAAAAAUGAUCGUGAUGAGCAACAUGCACAAGUGCAUGCUUUAACUGGAGAAGUAGCAAGCUACAAAGAACUUAUAGGGAAUUCAUGUGCGGAGUUGGAUGUCUUGAGAAGUGAAAUACAUACUCUUGAGAGCGCACGUUCUUCUCAAAAAGAGCAAAUUGAUAUACUACAACAGCAAUUGAUGGCUGAAAAAGAGAAAGUGAAGAUGGCUGACUUAACAAGAACAAGUGUUAAAGAGAAAGAGUUCAUUAUCGGCGAAUUGCAAGCCCGUUUGGCUGAUAAAGAAUUCUUAAUAACUGAAGGGGAGAAGUUAAGAAAAAAAUUGCACAAUAGCAUCCUUGAGCUGAAAGGAAAUAUUCGUGUGUUUUGUCGAGUUCGACCUUUGCUACCGGACCAUGGUGUUGGAAUGAACACCAUGGUUUCUUACCCGACUUCAGCAGAAGGUCUCGACCAAGGCAUUGAAUUGGUCCAAAGCGGGAAAAGGUACUCUUUUACAUUUGAUAAGGUCUUCAAUCCUGAGGCUUCUCAACAAGAUGUUUUCAUUGAGAUAUCACAGUUGGUACAAAGUGCUCUGGAUGGGUAUAAGGUAUGCAUAUUUGCUUACGGUCAGACAGGUUCAGGCAAAACAUAUACAAUGAUGGGUAGGCCUAACGUCCCAGAUUUAAAAGGAUUAAUACCGCGUUCCCUAGAACAGAUCUUCCAGAUUAGUGAGGCCCUUAAGGACCAGGGCUGGACGUACAAAUUGAAGGCUUCAAUGCUAGAAAUAUAUAACGAUGCUAUUCAUGAUUUGUUGGCAUCAAAUCGGGCUAGCAGAGCUGAUCUAACACGAACAGAAACCGGUGUUCUUGAGAAGCAAUACAAUAUCCAACAUGAUGCAAGUGGAAACACAGAGGUUUCUGACCUCACUGUUGUAGAUGUUUGUAGUGUGGAUGAGAUUUCCCUACUCCUCCAACAGGCUACAAAUUGCAGGUCUGUAGGAAGGACACAGGUGAAUGAACAGUCAUCAAGAAGCCAUUUUGUUUUUACUUUGCGCUUAAGCGGGGUCAAUGAGAAUACAGAACAACAAGUGCAAGGAGUCUUGAAUUUGAUUGAUCUAGCUGGAAGUGAAAGGCUGUCAAGGAGUGGGGCAACUGGGGAUCGACUUAAGGAAACUCAGUGUUUGUCAUUUUUAAAGGCUAUCAACAAAAGUUUAUCGUCUCUGAGUGAUGUCAUAUUUGCAUUGGCCAAGAAGGAGGAGCAUGUUCCUUUCAGGAAUUCAAAGCUCACGUACCUCCUCCAGCCAUGUCUUGCUGGAGAUUCGAAAACGUUGAUGUUUGUGAAUGUCUCGCCUGAUCCGUCAUCGGCUGGAGAGACACUUUGUUCCCUCCGUUUUGCUUCCAAAGUCAAGGCAUGUGAAAUUGGUGUCCCUGCGCGUCAGAUAACCCCUAGUCUUAAUUUUCGGAAAAGCUGAGGGUGAAGAAAUGAUCAAGAGUUCGUUUUAUAUACAUUGUAAAGAGAAAGUUACGAUUCACCUUAACAAUUGUUCGUGGUCGUUGGCCAAAAUAAUAAUAAUAAUAACAAUAACAACAACAACAACAAUUGUUCGUGGUCCUUUGAAGCGAAGGUAGUGCCACAUGUAUGUAGUAGAGGUAGGUUUGAUGACUCUAGGUGUAACUAAUGCGUGAGGAAUUUAAAAAUAGUGUGAUUUGUCA